AACUCCAGGUUCUGGAAAUCAGCAUCUCAGUCUCCCACCCAGUCCUCCCUCUCCAUCCUUCGCCCCUCACUGGACCUCUUACAGAUCCCAGUGGGACACGUGUGUCCUCCUACAAGGGGCUCGUGGCCACACCCCGUUCUCGAGCGCGGGAUUGGUGGGCGGUGUUCUGGAAGGGUGGCUGAAAGCAAGCCCCUUCCCGAGAGAAGGCUCCCUGCCCCCACAGCCCCACCCCCGUUCCCUCCAGGGAAGGUGGGGAAUCCAUCAGGGGCUGCAGACGGAACCCGCGCCACCUACGUCCCUCGCUCCAGAGUGAGUGGCAACGUCUGCGUCCGGCCCCGAAAGUCCGGGCUGGAAACCGUGGGGGUGCUGGGAGCCCAGGGCAAGGUGCUAGAAGCCGCGGAACGUAGAGGAGGAAAGGGGAGAGGGGCGGUGCGGAGAGGAAGACAGGAGGACGCUCCGUGAGAACGCCGCUCCACCCGGGAGCCCAGGGGCCCAGCGGCGGCUGCGACGCUGCGCGAGGGGCGCCCCGAACCCGCCGCCGCACCUCCCGGCUCGCCGCCGCGAGGGGCGGGGCCUGCCUGGGGGCUGCGCUCCCCACCCCCACCCUCCGUGCCCCCCGGCCCCUCCUGCUAACCCGGGGUGCUCAGAGAAGCUUCCGACCACCGACCGGCCCAGGACUCCCGUGAGCUCGCCAGGCGGGCCUGGCCGGGCCGGCGGCAGGACGGAGCCUGAUGCGUGCCCGGCGUCCCCAGGCCCAUGCCGCCCCCAGAGAAGAGCCGAGGCGCCCCGGCCCAGGCGCUCGCGGGCCGCGCUCGGGGUCGGCUGCCCGGGCUGCCGUCGCCGGCGCUGUUCUGCGCCUGCGGCCUGUGCGUGCUGCUGGCGGGCGUGAACGUGACGCUGGUGGGCGCCUUCGCCUCCUUCCCACCCCGGAGCAACGCGCCGCUCGUCGUGGGGCCGGCGUUGCUGGCGCUGGCGCUCGUCUGCUUCGCGGCCUGCUGCGCGUGUAGCCGCCGGGGCCCCGCGCCCCGCGCGCGCUCGGCGGCGGCCUCGGGCCCGGGCCGGGGCGGCGGCGGCGGGCCGGUGGCGCUGGAGAUGGAGAGCAGCGAGCGCACGGCGCAGGACACCACGGCCGUGCAGCUCAGCCCUGCCGCCUCGGCCGCGUCUUCGAGCCGCUCCAGCCCCGGCCCCUUCGCCCUGGACGCCUCCGCGCCCGCGGCGGCCUAUGCGCCGCGCACCGAAGGGGUCCAGCUCAACCUGCCCCGGGAGCGCGUCGCCCCCUAGCGGACCCGGUGCCGGGCCCUGACUCCCCGUCGGGCUCCCUUCGUUCGGUGCCACUUAAGAAAAAAGAGGAGUGGGAGAGAGGAAGGAGAAGAAGGAAAAGGAAAAAGAAAAAAAAAUCCAUAUGGGUCGGGUGCUGGGCACAGGUGGCCUCAUCUGUCCCAUCUCUGGAACGUCUGGAGGGGAGAAUGUGACGGUGAAGAGGCACACUCGCCAAAGGAGGGAGCUGUGCCUUGGCCCAUUAAGAGGGGUCUGCUGGGCCCUACUUUACCUCACCCCCUAGACUUGAAGCAACGGGGCCCCUGGACCUUCGAUCCCUACCACCCCCACCCAUGGCACGCGGGCACUGUGAACAGAGCUGCUCUGAGAGGGACUAACUACCAGCAAGGCCCCUGAGCCCAAGGGGUGGGAGGAAGCAGGGGCAGGGAGGAAUGCCCUGCGCACGUGUAAGGCCACCAGCUCCCACUUCUCCUUCUGCUCUCCUUGUCUCUACCCCAACAUGAUCUUUUGGGAUUAAGGGGGUGUGAGGAGGUCCUGAUUUGAGCCAGGAUAGUCUCCUAAGGUAGAGCUGGGCUGAGCACUCCACUGACUGGUAGAUCAGAUCCGGGGGAGUUGAGGCUGAAGCAGACAGGGAUGAAUGGUGAGGGGGCUCCUCCAACCAGGAAGGCCUCAGUGUGAUCCCCACUGCAUUCCCGAUGAGCCUCUCUCCUCAGUAAAGCACCUCUAGAGUCCAGUCCUCUGUGAUGGUGCAGCCUGGGGUGAGAGGCUGCCUGUGGACCUUCUGGCUGAGCACCCUUGAUUCUGGGGUCCUCCUAGCCAAGUGCCUCAUCUUCCUAGCACUGGCCCCUCUUGGAGACCUGGAAGGGGACCCCAGGGGAGAGGAGUGUGUGACCGAUCAUCGUGGGAACAAGUGUGUGAGACUGGGAGCGGGGUGAAUCUAUGUGUGCAUGGGGUUGCCUGGCUACGCGUAAGAGAUGGGGAGUGUGGGAGUAUUUGGGUGACAGUAUCUAACGUCAUACACGAAUGUGAGAGUGUGUGUGGGUGUGUGUGGUGGUGGUUAAGGAGUGAGUCACCCAGUGAGAAGGAUGAGAGAAGCACUCCCCGGGGCUGGUCAAAGCCUACACCUUUCCCCUGACAUGCCUGCGUUCUGCCCAGUGAGUGAGGGCAUCUGGUAGAGGGAUGGAGGCCACCUCACAAGAGAAGCAA
Messenger RNA from Felis catus (domestic cat), 2484 nucleotides. It is a transcript of the gene TMEM275, whose product is annotated as transmembrane protein 275. The coding region runs from base 757 to 1281 and encodes 174 amino acids. NCBI's taxonomy places the organism in Eukaryota, Metazoa, Chordata, Mammalia, Carnivora, Felidae. The record is from RefSeq and is a predicted model, not a curated record. The transcript has 2 exons.